Molecule: messenger RNA, 558 nt
Organism: Orycteropus afer afer
Lineage: Eukaryota; Metazoa; Chordata; Mammalia; Tubulidentata; Orycteropodidae
Gene: GKN1
Product: gastrokine 1
Biological process (GO): regulation of cell population proliferation
Source: RefSeq, a predicted model, not a curated record
AUGAAGUUCACAAUUUUCUUUGCUGGACUUCUUGGAGUCUUCCUAGCUCCUGCCCUUGCUGAUUAUAAUAUCAACAUCAAUGAUGACAACAACAAUGCUGGAAGUGGGCAGCAGUCAGUGAGUGUCAACAAUCAACAUAGAGUGGCCAACGUGGACAACAACAAUGGAUGGGACUCCUGGAAUGUCCUCUGGGAUUAUGAAACUGGCUUCGCUGUAAUUCGACUGUUUGCUAAGAAGCAAUGCAUUGUGCAUAGAAUGAACAAGGGUGCUGUGCCCCCCAUUCAUGCCCUUGAUGCACUGGUCAAGGAAAAGAAGCUUCAGGGUAAAGGACCAGGAGGACAACCUCCCAGGGGCCUGAUGUACUCAAUUAACCCUAACUCAGUCAAUGAUCUGAACAAGUAUGGAAAAUCCAUCGCUAACAUGUGCAAAAAUAUUCCAACAUACACAGCUGAGGAGACUCAAGGGGCAAGCCUGUUCCUUUCCUCAAGAAAGUGCCUCAAUGCUAACAUACUCUGGAUUCUGCAGGUAUCCUUCUGUGGGAGAACACUGGAGAACUAA